Messenger RNA from Panicum virgatum (switchgrass), 1541 nucleotides. RefSeq lists its product as uncharacterized. The coding region runs from base 209 to 1273 and encodes 354 amino acids. The transcript is spliced from 7 exons. NCBI's taxonomy places the organism in Eukaryota, Viridiplantae, Streptophyta, Magnoliopsida, Poales, Poaceae. The record is from RefSeq and is a predicted model, not a curated record.
GGCGUGCGCGCCGUGGUCUCCCGUUCAGACCGCCCAGUUCCUUUCGCAGGUUGCAUUAUUACAGCCGCCGCUCCCUCCCUGUGUCUCUACUGUGUUGCGCGUGCUCUUCUUCUCCGUUUCCUGCGUUCCCCUCCGCCAUCCCUGCCUUUCCUUGCGCGUCCCGCGGGUCCUGGAUCUGUGGCCUGCAGCCGAUUCAUGCUUAGUGACAAUGUUUGUUGGUGGGCCGCUCGUUCGUCCUGUAGGUGCCCUCGGCGGCUCCGUGCGCUCGGCGCGUCGCUGUCGCCGCCUCAACGGCGCUGUGAGACCGGCACAAAUCAACGACACCUCGUCCGUCCGUUCCGCGGUUCCUCCCGUGCGCCAGGCCUCUUGCAAGCAAAUAUUGCCGCUAGCAGGUCUCAGGAAACCGUGGGGUGCUCUGUGCUGCAUCUUCGUUUGGUCACACGCUCUCCGGUACCACAGCGAGUAUCAUCAGGAUUGUCGGGGUUUGUGCGGCCUUUCGCCUUGCGUGUUUGUGUGUUUGCGGCACCACACCUCGCCGUCCGCGCGGCCUGAUCCGGCGCCCAAGCUUCAUGCUUCCUCUUCGACCGUCGAACAGCUGCAUCAAGCUUCAGAUCAAAUCCCCGACCACGUGGGCCCGCCUGUUGCCCAUCCUGCUUCGUCGUCGGGACUAGGCGGAUCAGCUGCGCAGAUCGGACCACCCAGACGCCAACCAGAAACCGAGUCAAUCCACCAGCCUCCCUCCGCGGAACAGCGACAUUCCGUGGUCGACCUGGGACUUGAGCUCCUCUCCCAGGUUCUUUCAGGACCUCCCUCAAGUGCUGACAACGCUGAGGACGCGACAGCGCAGACAAGCAUCCAGCUAGCGGCCGUGACACCUCAUGUUCCUCUACUAGACGCGGCACUAUCCCUCGCUGGACAGCAAAAACUUUGGCUUGCAGACAUGGAUCUUAAGAACCUCGUCGUGCCAUUCACUAUUGCCACUCUCGCAUCGAUCGUCUGGAGGAGGGCCAUGUAUUUCCUCUUUGUGCACUGUGAAUUGAAGCUUCCUGCGCUCCCUGCCUGGAUUGCACAACCACAUGUAUACACAGGUGCGAGGCCAGCGAUGAGCUUGUACCCCCUUCGAUGGUUCUGCUCAACCCUGUACCGACACAUGAAGCUUUGCAUCACCUCUGGAAUGCUAUCUUCACCUUCUGCCUCACCUCCACCAGCGCAGGGCCUACCAACGGCUGCCAGCCCAGGUCCUAGGAACGCUUAUGUAUGCCGUCCGGUUUAGCUGCCAUGUACCCUUCACCGUUGUCUGCAAUGAGCCGUCCUCCUGCCAGACUCCGCUCAAGGAUGUCGCCGCCGGCCAAGUAAAAGAACAUUCUGUGCUGCUAGGAUUGAAUUUACCAGGCUAUUAUACCUCUGCCCCAUCUCAUGUGCUUGCGCUUGUAAUCCAACUUGCUGAACGCUGAUUCCUCAGCACCGCCUCUUUAUUAUUAAUCCCGAGCAAAUCUACUAAUACCCUGCUUAAUGAAUGCCCAACCGUUCGCAUUUCGGAA